Molecule: messenger RNA, 1038 nt
Organism: Penicillium coprophilum
Lineage: Eukaryota; Fungi; Ascomycota; Eurotiomycetes; Eurotiales; Aspergillaceae
Product: C40 family peptidase
Exons: 1
Coding region: 1-1038 (345 amino acids)
Source: RefSeq, a predicted model, not a curated record
AUGCUUUCAACUCUUGCAAAACAAGUCACCCUUGCACUGCUCUUGGGAGCUGCAAACGCCCUUCCAAGUUCCAAUGCGAUCCCCAAGCUUGAUACUCGCACACCCGUGCAGCACGGCUACAUCAACGUUGUUGCCGCAACACUGUGGACAGACUCCAGCAAGCCACGCGCAAUUGACGAACCGGCUUUGACAAACCCGGUGCAACUGGAGAAAUGGCUCAGCUCUAUGAACUUGACGGAUUUCCGUGAUCUCACCGGUAAUAGUCGGACUCAGACGCAAGCGCUGUAUGGUGCACGGGUGGAAAUCCUCGACCACCAAGGCGGUUGGUACGAAGUCGCCGUACCGGGCCAAGCAACACAGAAGAACAAAUUGGGAUAUCCUGGCUGGGUUCCUGAGUCGCAGGUGUCGUUUGAUCAUCACUACGGAAAGCUGCAAUCAAGCAGACCAUUUGCUAUAAUCGACAAGUCUGCUACAGUUCCGCUCUACCGCGAUCCUGGUUUGAAGUCGAAGCUCACGGAUAUCAGCUACGACACCAGGCUCCCCGUCAUCAGGGAGAAAGGAUCCGUCAUUGAAGUUGCAAUUCCCGGUUCUCGUCCGGCUUUCUUGGCCGCCCAUGACGCUUCCGUCUACAAGUCUGCGUCGGACAUCCCUUACCCGACCAGCGUUGAUCUGAUCAACACGGCCAAAUUGUUCCUUGGUCUUCCUUACCUCUGGGGUGGUAUGUCGGGAUAUGCCUUUGACUGCUCGGGUUUCACGCACACGCUCUACCACUCGCAUGGCAUUUCCAUUGCCCGUGAUGCGGAUGCACAGGCUGACUUCACUGGUCACGGCACUCGAGUUGAGAAGGCUGAUUUGCAACCGGCGGAUCUGAUGUUCUAUGCGGGCAAUGUCAGCGACCCAAGCACAAUCUAUCACGUUGCGAUGUAUAUCGGGGAGGGACAAAUGGUGGAGGCAUAUGAUGCAGGAACCCCGGUGAGAAUCACAGAGGCUCGUUUCGGCGACAACUACUGGGGAGCAGAGCGGUUCCUAGAAAAAUAA